AUGCCUAUCUCGACAUUUCUUGCGGCUGGUCUUCUUGCACUCCAGGUCCAUGCUUUGCCUGGACGCGAUACCCCCGCGCUCCUGCGUCGCGCCUGUCCUGACUACACCACUUACGCAUCUACACCGCAUGCUCCUUAUAGUAGUGGUCCCCUACAUCUACCAUAUCAACGACCUACGGAGGCAUGCCGUACUUUCUCAUCAGCCUCCGUGGAGAAGGUCAUUGAAGAUGUAACAUCGCGUCUUGUCGAUCCCGACCUCGCGCAGCUGUUCCGCAAUACUUAUCCCAAUACCCUCGAUACGACAAUUCGAUGGCACGUCAAUGGGACAAGUACCAGUGCCUCAGCCCGUCGAAACAACAAGCGUGAUACAUCAGACUGGAGCGGCUUACAGACCUUCAUCGUGACCGGUGAUAUCAACGCAGAAUGGCUCCGGGACUCAACUAAUCAGCUUAUGAAUUAUCAGCUCCUCGCGACUAAUGAUACUGGUCUUUAUAACUUGAUUCUGGGCGCGAUACGCACCCAAGCUGAGUUUGUUAUUCGAUCCCCUUUCUGCGAGGCAUUCCAGGCUCCAUCUGUCAGCGGUAUUGCACCUGAGAAUAACACCGAGGUCGAUACUGUGCAUCCAGGAUACGAUAAAUCGUUCGUAUAUGAGUGCAAGUAUGAGCUUGACUCGCUUGCUCAUUUCCUGAAAUUGGGAAGAACUUUCUGGGAGAAUACUGGCUCAACAGAGUUCUUGACAGAUCGUUGGUUCACGGCGCUGCAGACUGUUCUGAAGGUUAUCGAUGCAGAGUCACAGCCUACGUUUAACUCGAAGAACCUCUUUGUUGAGAACGAGUAUACCUUCCAGCGAUUGACUACACUUGGCACUGAGACCCUGACCCUUUCGGGUGAGGGCAACCCACUAAAUAGCAGAACUGGUCUCAUUCGCAGUGCUUUCCGGCCUAGCGAUGACGCUACAAUUUUCGGAUACUUCAUUCCUCCUAAUGCGAUGAUGUCCGUGGAGUUGCAGCGUAUUGCUAAGGUUUUGGAGGCGUUCGGUGGUCAUGAUGACCUUGCCUCGCAACUGCAGGGCCGUGGUGAGAAGCUCGCUGCUGCUGUUCGGGAGCAUGGCAUUGUCACCAAUGGCAAGUACGGCGAGGUCUAUGCGUUUGAGGUUGAUGGAUAUGGGUCGCGGACUAUCAUGGAUGAUGCCAAUGUCCCAUCGCUGCUUUCAUUGCCAUACCUGGGCUUCCUCAACCAGACCGACGAGAUCUAUCAAAAUACCCGCAAGAUGAUUACUGACAAGUUGGGCAAUCCUUAUUACUUGGAAGGUCCUGCUUUCCACGGCAUCGGUGGUCCUCACAUUGGUCUCCAGAACGCUUGGCCCAUGUCACUGCUCAUUCAAGCUCAGACCUCUGAUAACGACACUGAAAUCAUGGAGUGCAUCCAUCUCGUCCGCAACUCGAGCUUGCUUGGUCUUAUUCACGAGUCUAUCAACGUUACUAAUGUCAAGGACUAUACUCGACCGUGGUUCUCGUGGGCUAACUCGGUCUUUGGCCAGACCAUUCUGAAGGUUGCUGCUGAGAAGCCGUACUUGAUCUUUGGAGAGGGUGCAGAGCCUUACACUGUUUCUUAA
Messenger RNA from Penicillium malachiteum, 1614 nucleotides. RefSeq names its product glycoside hydrolase family 125 protein. The coding region runs from base 1 to 1614 and encodes 537 amino acids. The record is from RefSeq and is a predicted model, not a curated record. Gene Ontology annotation, biological process: carbohydrate metabolic process. The transcript has 3 exons. NCBI's taxonomy places the organism in Eukaryota, Fungi, Ascomycota, Eurotiomycetes, Eurotiales, Aspergillaceae.